This is a messenger RNA of Fragaria vesca subsp. vesca, 1111 nucleotides long. Its product is annotated as reticulon-like protein B1-like. The transcript is spliced from 5 exons. Bases 66 to 893 code for a protein of 275 amino acids. The record is from RefSeq and is a predicted model, not a curated record. Lineage: Eukaryota; Viridiplantae; Streptophyta; Magnoliopsida; Rosales; Rosaceae.
CUCUCUCUCUCUCUCUCUCUCUCUCUCUCUCUCAAACUGUUCGAUCUUCAACGCUUAGAGAAGCCAUGGCCGAGCCAGAAGAGAUUCCCGGCGAGUCGUUCAUGGAGAAGAUCCGCUCCCACACCCGCUCCUCCUCCUCGUCUUCGUCGUCUUCCGACGACGACAAGCCGUCCAAGAAGGCCGAUUCCGUCAUGCCGGCUAAGGAUGACGAUGACGUCAUGCACAAGGUUGAGGAAGUCCUCGACAAGGCGCACGAUUCCGUCAAGUCCAACAAGUUCAGGAUCUUCGGCCGGGAAAAGCCCGUUCACAAGGUCCUCGGUGGCGGCAAACCUGCUGAUGUCCUCCUAUGGAGGGACAAGAAAGAAUCUGCAAGUGUUCUUGGUGCAGCCACUGUACUGUGGAUUUUUUUUGAGUGUCUUGAAUAUCAUUUGAUAACUCUGUUCUGCCAUAUAAUGAUCCUUUUUCUGGCUGUCUUCUUCUUGUGGUCCAAUGGAUCUUCCUUUAUCAACAAGGCUCCACCCGAAAUCCCAAAAGUUCAAAUUCCGGAGAAGUGUGUUCUUGAUAUUGCCUCUGCACUGAGGAUUGAACUCAACAAAGGGUUCCAUGUUCUGCGGGAAAUUGCAUCUGGGAGAGAUUUGAAGACAUUCCUCGGUGUUAUAGCUGUCUUGUGGAUUGUGUCAGUGAUUGGCAAAUGCUUCAGCUUCCUGACCUUAUUCUACUUAACCUUUGUCUUGCUGCACUCAGCGCCACUGAUCUACGAGAAACAUGAGGACCAGAUUGAUGCUGUUGCUGAGAAGGCAUGGAUCGAGUUUAAGAAGCAGUAUGCAGUGUUCAAUGAAAAGGUUUUGAGUAAGAUACCCAAAGGUCCGGUGAAAGAGAAGAAGAGGGAUUAGACACACCAUGCUGGAGUCAAUUCUGUUUACUAGGCUUUACAUCAAGUAACUGCGGUUUUAGUCCAGUCUUGAACCAUCAUUCGUUCAUGCUGGAGUUAAUUCUGUUUACUAGGCUUUACAUCAAGUAACUGCGGUUUUAGUCCAGUCUUGAAUCAUCAUCUGUUAGAUUACCUCUAUCUGCGUUUCAUUUUAGAACUGGUUUAAUGAGCCCACAGAUU